Halteromyces radiatus is the source of this 1356-nucleotide messenger RNA. RefSeq lists its product as uncharacterized. The record is from RefSeq and is a predicted model, not a curated record. The transcript is spliced from 9 exons. The coding region runs from base 46 to 1278 and encodes 410 amino acids. Gene Ontology annotation, molecular function: protein binding. Lineage: Eukaryota; Fungi; Mucoromycota; Mucoromycetes; Mucorales; Cunninghamellaceae.
UUUGCUAUCAUAUUCUUUUAAGUCUAGUUGCAAAGUAGAGCAACUAUGCUUGUUCUUUUACUAUUUUCCAUUCCUUUAUACUAUCUUCCAUUGAUAAAUGCUAUUCCAGGUCACGUUUUACAAGACUGUGUUCUUUUAGGCUCUAAAGUAUUCUGUUAUGGAGGUUAUUCACAAGCUGCCAAUGGUGGCUUUACCAACAUGACCAACAUGCAUAUUUCUACUGAUUUGUCACAAGCUACAUUUACUGAAGCUUUAUUUACACCCAAUUGGAACAUUAUUACUAGUGCGAACCCACCUCCUAUUGAAAAUAGAGCAGGCUUUGGUAUGACUCCUCUCGAUAAUACACGAUAUAUGAUAUUAGGUGGUGCUCAUCUCAACGAUACUGUUAUCAAUCCUGCCGUCAUUUAUGACUCGAACGCCAACACUUGGACAGCUUGCCCAGCUCCUCCCUUUUAUGGAUUUCAAGGUACUCUGGAAGCCAGUGAUCCUAAUACUGUAUGGGGUUAUGGUGGACAAUUGAACGCAAGUACUAAUCCAACGCCAGCCAAUACACUGAAAUUUGAUUUGACAACAGCACCUGGUCUAUGGACACUUCAAACUAAUAGUGCGAAUAAACCUGCUACAAGUCGAUUUGGUCAUGCGUCUGUUAUACGAGGUGGAACGAUUUCUUAUUUUGGUGGUUUUAUGUAUGCUGCCAAUCCUACUGAUCCACCAACGCCCAUUCCAUUCACUCAAGUCGCUUUUUACAACACGGUCACCGAUAUAUGGGGUAUGGUAAAUGCUGUUGGUGAUAUUCCUGAAUCAAGACAAGGACAUACUGUCACUUUGAUUAACAAUAGUUCCAAAGUACUGAUUUAUGGUGGUACUUCGAGUACAAAUCUUCAAGCCUUUCCUUUAUUGAAUUAUACUUUUGUUCAUGAUUUGGGUACGCAUAAUUAUACUAGAAUCGAUUUUGGUGAUGGACCUUCAGCUGGCCCCCGAUAUGAUCAUUCAGCUGUGGCAUACAAACAGUAUGUCCUUAUUCUUUUUGGUAAUGACAGUGGCGGCGGUAUCCAGAAUACUACUUAUGUGCUUGAUGUAUCCAAUCCUCUCAAUCCUCAAUGGGUGGGCAAUGUCUCUGAUCCAUCUCCAUUACCAUCAUAUCCACCAUCAUCAUAUGAUGGUCAUGAAAGCACUGGUGCUAUUGUUGGUGGUGUGAUCGGUGCGGUGGCCUUUUUAGCGGUAAGGACACCAAAAAAAAAAAAAAAGGACUAUGUAACAAUAAUGAUUAUAUACUAACACCUUUUAUUAUUAUUUUAUUAUUAUCAUUCGAAUGAGCAGAUUGUAGCUGGUGGUGCUUAUUAUUAUAGACGCAGA